Molecule: messenger RNA, 2405 nt
Organism: Truncatella angustata
Lineage: Eukaryota; Fungi; Ascomycota; Sordariomycetes; Amphisphaeriales; Sporocadaceae
Exons: 4
Coding region: 112-1914 (600 amino acids)
Source: RefSeq, a predicted model, not a curated record
GCACCAUGAGGCCGCACCCGGCUACUUCCCUGUUUGACAGCUCCAAGGCUUCAUGGUUGGUGGCGUUCUUGAAGAUAGGCAUGGUAGAAGGCCUCCAAAGAUCUUUCAUAUAUGAUACCCAGUGCAGUUCAAGGUUUUAAUAACUUAUUAAUACCUAGUAUCAAAAAAUUACGAACCUUUAAGAUGCCUAGAACGCUAUUACUUUGCUUCAUCCAUGGAUUCAAAGGCAAUGAUGAUACUUUCCAGUCGUUUCCUCAUGACUUGAAGGUACAAGUUGCCAAGAAGUUGCCGGACCAUGGUGUCGAGUCUGUUGUCUUUCCGAAAUAUGAGACGAAGGGAGAGCUGUCGCAAUCUACAGAACAAUUCCUAUCAUGGCUGAAGGAGAGGGUUAUGGAAGUGCGCAAAGCACACAGUGAGAAACCGUGGCCGCCGAACGAUCGAGAUGUCGGCGUUGUGUUGGUUGCGCAUUCCAUGGGUGGUUUCGUCGCAGCGGAUGCGCUCUUCUCCAUCUUGAAUGACAGAAUUGUCAACGAAGAGGACGAGAACACACCAAUUUUCCCGUUAAUCCAAGGUAUUUUGACAUUUGACACACCCUACAAUGGCCUUGCACGAUCCAUGUUUGUUUAUGGCGCUUUCUCCAACUAUCAGAAAGUAAGCAGUGUCUUCAACGUCAUGACGGCGAUCGGCGCGGCGGCUCCCGCACAACUUAGCAAACUUUCUCUCAAACGCGCAACUGCAUCGGCCGUUCCAGCUCGGAAUUCAAGCCCGGCAUGGAAAGGUUGGCAGCUGAUUGCUGUGAGAACUGGUACCGUUGGUGCUAUUGCGGCAGGUGGCGUCACGGCAUACAUGCACCGAAAGCAGAUCGUGGAGGGAAUGAAGAGUAUGCGCAGCAUGAACCGGGAGAGCGUCCAGGAGUCCGUGAAGGAAGGGUAUCAAAACAGUGUCGAUGCACUAGGUCAGGGGCUGGCGUACAUCAACCGCGGUAAUGUGGGAAAGUCUUUCGAGUACUUGUCGGACCACUUUACCUUCGUCGGAUCGUUGUUGAAGCAGCAAGAGCUAAGCAGGCGAUUGGAGCGCAUGGGUGCUCUGAAGGGUGUUGGCAUCCAUGACGUCUAUACAUCGCUCGGCGAGAAUGGAGUCUGGAGCGGCGGCUACUUUGUUCCAGAGAGAACUUUCUGUGCGAUACCAGAAAAAGACCAUGUCGCGAACCACGUAUUUUCUCGACAAGUCAUUACGGAGAUUGAGGAUGAAGUUCAAGCACAUAUGAGCAUGUUUAAGCGAGACAAAAACGUGCAGUACGAGCAGAUGACCGAUACCGCCAGCGAUCUUGUCAUAAAGUGGUUCAACGACGACUCUAGCAUUGUCGACGACCCCAAAUUUGCGAUUCCAGUGCCUCCUGAGCCAAUCGAAGAGCCUGUCGCAACUACUGAAGAGGGCAAGGAGAUUCCGAAAGUCGACGAGGCAGAAAAGGGUGUCGAGAAAGGAGAACAAGCUCAAUCUGAUGACGAGUCACUGCCGGAUGAGUCACCUCUGGAUAUUGCUGCAGCUGCGUCUUUGGUACCAUUGCCCGACGAUGAUGAGAAUGCACCUGACAGCAUUGAUGCUAAGGAUGCCGCAAAGAACACCUACAUGCGAUAUCUUUUUGGCGUUGCAGAGCAGGCUGGAACUGGGAUUAAAUCCUACGUGCCUAGGACUAUGCCCGAGAUACCUUCGGGCCCUAGUUUCAAGUCAUACAUCCCAACCCAAAUCCCAUCUAUCCCACAAAUGCCAACCUUGCCUUCGAUCAACUACUUCUCGCGAAAGCAGAAAACGGAUUCGGUCAUUGAUCUGCCUGCUGAAGCCACCAGCGACAACGCCAUAAUACCCCCGAUACUCUUGUGCUUGUAUAAUCACGGCCUUCGGAUCUUCUUCUAAUACUGCUGUUGGAAACUGUAAUCAUUCUCACGAUAUGCUACCUGAUGAGGUUCUUGAAAUUGACAGUCUCGACCAUCGCUUGGGGUUCAUAUGUAGAAGACACCAACCAAAAUAUUUUUUUUUCCCUGAUUACUGAACCUACAUUAAAGCGUCUUGGUUGACAGGACUUCUAUGAUUCUCAUCAUACUCUCGGCGAAAUGCGUGCUCUUGGUAGUCUGCUGUACUGUGGUAAGUGAACAAAGCUUCCGCUCCCGUUCCCACUUUUAACUCUGCGUCAUUGUGGGCUCUUCAUCGAAUCUAUGCAAGUGAUCGAUCUCGCUUGUCCUUGCAUCAGUUAACCCCUCACGCGGUACGAGGUAAACAAGGCAGUCAGGCUAACUUGGCAGUCUGGAAAUUGUUUGUACUAUGUACCGGCGAAAUGCGCUAAUAAUUGAACUGUGGUAGCAAGUGACUUGUGGUGUUAAUAAAGUUUCCCAAUCAACACUGCCAUA